AUGGGCAGCAUCAUUCAAAAGAGACAAGGGACAGCAUCAGUCAAACGAACGAUGGGCAGCAUCAUUCAAACGAACGAUGGGCAGCAACAUUCAAAAGUGACAAGGUACAGCAUCAUUCAAAAGGGACAAGGGACAGCAUCAUUCAAACGAACGAUGGUCAGAAUCAUUCAAACGAAUGAUAGUCAGCAUGAUUCGUACGAACGAUGGGCAGCAUCGUUCAAAAGGGACAAGGUACAGAAUCAUUCAAAAGGGACAAGGGACAGCAUCAUUCAAACAAACGAUGGGCAGCAUCAUUCAAAAGGGACAAGGGACAGCAUCAUUCCAACGAACGAUUGUCAGCAUCAUUCAAAAGAGACAAGGGAGAGUAUCAUUCAAAAGGGACAAGGGACAUUAUCAUUCAAACGAACCAUGGGCAGCAUCAUUCACAAGGGACAAGGGACAGCAUCAUUCAAACAACGAUGGGCAGUAUCAUUCAAAAGGGACCAGGGACAGCAUCAUUCAAAAGGGACAAGGGACAGAAUCAUUCAAAAGGUAACAGGGACAGCACUAUUCAUACGAACGAUGGACAGCAUCAUUCAAACGAACGAUGGUCAGCAUCAUUCAAAAGAGACAAGGGAGAGUAUCAUUCAAAAUGGACAAGGGACAGUAUCAUUCAAAAGGGACAAGGGACAGCAUCAUUCAAAUGAACGAUGGGCAGCAUCAUUCAAAAGAGACAAGGGACAGCAUCAGUCAAACGAACGAUGGGCAGCAUCAUUCAAACGAACGAUGGGCAGCAACAUUCAAAAGUGA
This is a messenger RNA of Acanthosepion pharaonis, 789 nucleotides long. NCBI's taxonomy places the organism in Eukaryota, Metazoa, Mollusca, Cephalopoda, Sepiida, Sepiidae. The record is from the annotation of a GenBank genome assembly.